Molecule: messenger RNA, 288 nt
Organism: Urocitellus parryii (Arctic ground squirrel)
Lineage: Eukaryota; Metazoa; Chordata; Mammalia; Rodentia; Sciuridae
Source: RefSeq, a predicted model, not a curated record
CAGAACAGUGUGUGCUUAGCCAGUGGAAUGACAGCUAUGGAUCACAAACAUCAGUGUGUGGCACUAAAUGAUGGACAUUUCAUUCCUGUACUAGGAUUUGGUACCACUGUACCUGAUAAGGUUCCUAAGAGUGAGGUAAUAAAGGCCACCAAAUUAGCAAUAGAAGCUGGGUUCCGCCAUAUUGAUUCUGCUUAUGUAUACCAAGUAGAAGAGGAGGUAGGACUGGCCAUUAGAAGCAAGAUUGAAGAUGGAACUGUGAAGAGAGAAGACAUAUUCUACACUUCAAAG